AGGCUCCAUAAAUUCACAAUUUAAAGAUUACAAAAUGUACAGUAAAUAUUGACAGCACUGAGUGAAACUGCAUUUUUCUGAAAAUCGUGUUUCUGAAAGUAACAGAAAGGUAACAUUUUGGUUCUUUACUAAAAUCAUGCCUGUUUUCUGAGCAAAAAAAAUCUGAAAAUGGUUGAUAUAACAUUAUGUGCAUCUCUUUCGAAAAGGUUAACAAAAAAAGAUUUAUUGAUUUUUACAUAUAUUUCUACUCCUUGUUAGUGAAAAUGGAGCCCCAAAAAGGGAAAUCACUUGAAGUCACAGCCGAGUCCGUCUUGGAGAUGAUCACUGAGGAUUUUUUCAAGUGCCACAUCUGUCUCAAUAACUUCUCAUCUCCGACCUUCUUGGACUGCCAUCAUACAUUCUGCCUGUCAUGUCUUGAAGAUCUACGGAAAAGCCAAGGCCGGUCCUGCAAUGAACUCGACUGCCCAGAUUGCAGAGUUAAGACGUCUUUGAUGGGCAGAGGAACGUCGGCGCUCAAGCGCAACUUCACGAUGGCGUCGUUGGUGGACGCAGUCACGAACCAGAAAAAACAAUUGCGUAUUCAGCAGGGCACGAUUGUCUGUAGUCUGUGCAACAACGAGGCCCACGCUGUCCUGCGAUGCAACGAUUGUGAUGAGAGGCUGUGCCAAGACUGCUAUCUAGAACGCGAAUCAGAACAUCCCAAUCAUCAGAUUGAGAUUAUCGAUCCGAUUUUGACUGAGAAACCUCCCUCUGCACCCAAGUGUAAGAAGCACGGGGAAUACGACUACUGCUUCUACUGCAAAACCUGCGAGGCUUUGAUCUGUGCUCUCUGCGCGGCAACCUCACACCGAGACAUGGUGCAUGAGCAUCUGAGCAUCAAUGACGCAGACGAUUUGACAAGGCAGGAUAUUUGCCUCCUCCUGUCCAGAUCUGAGAAGCGAGUACAGGAUUACAUUUCCACCAAGGAGGGCAUCGAAGACCAAUGUAAAAUAAUGGAAGCCGAACUAGCUCAUGCAGAAACAAAGAUUAAGGAAAUGGAUGCACACAUUUGGGAUACAGACGAUUACAUGUAUGAUGAAGCUCAAGAACCAGUGAAGAAUCAAACUUUAGCGGAUUUCCACGCUUUCCAAACUGCCAGAAAAGAAGAAUAUGCCAAAGCGCUGGACGAUGUCCAAGCCAAUGUGGAAUGCCUUCAGAAAGUCUGUGAUAGUGUCAGUGAACAGGUGGGCGACGCAGACAAAUACCAGCUUCUCCAACGCAAGGAGGAGCUGCUGAUGAGAAUCGAGGACGUACUUGACAACAAAAUACCAACUCCUCGAUUUCCAGUGGUCGUCAGCAUCAAAGUGGAAUCGGACCCGCACAUGUGUAGCAGGGGAGUUGAUAGAGAACGCAACACACUCUUUGGUGGAUGGAAUAAUGGGGCCCAUUGGGAUUGGGUUAGCGUGAGAAUGGUUCAUACCGCAGUCAAUGUGAACCACGCUUAGGGGUUACAAAUGUAAACCAAAUGGUCAAAAUUUAAAAAUUGUCAAAAUAAGUUAAGUAAUGUGUCAUAUCGAAGGUUAACACAGAUAGUACGCCUAUGUAAUUUCAUGAAAUAGUACUGAAUUUGAACAAAUACACAGAGUUUGUCAGAAAUAACAUUAUGCGUUGGCAAUAUCAAAAAUAUGAAAAUUCCAGCUUCAGAAGUGCCUACUUUUACUACAUCUGUUUACCAAAUUAAACAAUGAUUAACAGUGCAAUUUGAAUAUAAUUUAAAGGUCAUUGGGUAAAUGUAAACAUAGUAAGAAUGAAAUUUCAGAGGUGCUUUUUUUGUACCGGGCAUGAUUUGGAUAAGGUCUCUUCUUCAGUGUAUGUUCAAAACCGAAAAUGCCUAUUUUUAAUAUUAUAAACAAAUAAGCCUUACAAAGUGCAGUGAUUCGUAUCUUCUGUGCCCUUAAAGUGGUCUAUAUAAUAAACCACUACUUAGUGGGCCUUCUAAGUUCUAUGUUUUACAGG
Patiria miniata (bat star) is the source of this 1995-nucleotide messenger RNA. RefSeq names its product E3 ubiquitin-protein ligase TRIM56-like. Bases 186 to 1484 code for a protein of 432 amino acids. Lineage: Eukaryota; Metazoa; Echinodermata; Asteroidea; Valvatida; Asterinidae. The record is from RefSeq and is a predicted model, not a curated record. Gene Ontology annotation, molecular function: zinc ion binding. The transcript has a single exon.